Molecule: messenger RNA, 2394 nt
Organism: Drosophila subpulchrella
Lineage: Eukaryota; Metazoa; Arthropoda; Insecta; Diptera; Drosophilidae
Product: gastrula zinc finger protein XlCGF57.1
Exons: 3
Coding region: 332-2257 (641 amino acids)
Cellular component (GO): nucleus
Molecular function (GO): zinc ion binding
Source: RefSeq, a predicted model, not a curated record
UAUUGCAAGUGUUAUUGUUUGGAAAUAUAAGCUAUCACAUUUUUUACAUAUACAUCUUGUAUUGUACUUUUGCAUCUUACAGAAAUCUGUUUAACAGCUGGUAGAAUGUAGAUGCAACAAUUAAACUCUUGCUAAUGACUAAGGUCUACCUGAAUGAUUUAAAUAUUCCUAACAAAAGAUGCAGCUGUCGGAAUAACCUUUACUUGUAGAGAAACCGGUGCCUGAUUCAGACCAAUUGGUUCACUUGUUGAUUUGGUACCAUAUCAGCGUUUACCCGAGAAGAAGUUGUUGAAAAAAGGCUGGAGCUGCUUAGCAGUAUUAAAAGCGAUCGAUGGAAUCGUCAAUAUGUCGUGUUUGCCUGGGGAAUUACGAAAAUAUGGUCAAUAUGUUUGAUGUGACACAUGAAUCGGGCAUAUCCAUUGCAAAUUUGAUUUCUAAGUGCACCGACCGUGACGUUGACAAAGACGAUAUACUCCCCAAAACAGUUUGCGCGACCUGUGUGGAGGAUGCAAAGAACGCAUUCGAUAUUAUUGAUACAUACGAGAGAAGCGACCAAUUCUAUAGAUUCUUCAACGACCUACAGGAAGAGGAACGCGAAAAUGAAGGAUCCAGUUAUUCCGAGGAAGAGACAAUCGAGGACGGCGAAUGUAACGAAGACAAUGACCAAGAAAAUAUCUGUGAAACAGAUUCGCAGCAAAGAAUCGAGGAGAGUGAAGAAGAUUUAGAAUCCACGGAAGAUGAGUUCGAAGAAGAUGAUGAUUCUGAAAAUGACAAAGACUAUGCACCAGACAAUGACAAAGAUUCUAAAAACGUUGAUAAACGUUUCUUUAAUUGUUCGCGUUGCCCGAAAUAUUUUGCCACAAAAUCUAAACUAGAAGUACAUAUUCGAAAACACACAGGUGAACGCCGGUUCCAGUGUUCUCAAUGCUCGAAGAGUCUUCAAACCAAACAAGGUCUAGAAAGACACUUGCAAACACACACAGGAGAGGGAACCUUCAAGUGUACAGUUUGCUUAAAAACGUUUCGGCAGGACUCACAAUUUCAGGCGCACUUGCGAACUCACACUGGAGAACGACCUUUUAAGUGUUCAUACUGCUCAAAGACUUUUGCAUUUAAUAAGAGUCUUAAGAACCACAUGCUAAUGCACACUGGAAAACAACAAUUUAAGUGUUCUCACUGCUCGAAGGCUUUUAUAGAUUCAGAUUGUCUUAAAAGACACUUGCUAACACACACAGGAGAAAGGCCAUUCCAGUGUUCCCAAUGCUCAAAGAAGUAUCCGACUAAACAAAAUCUUGAUAGACACAUGCGGUCCCACACAGGAGAACGUCCCUUCAAGUGUUUACAUUGCCCAAACACUUAUGCCCAUAAUUCACUUCUUCUGAUUCACCUACGAACACACACAGGAGAACGGCCAUUUAAGUGCACCCACUGCCCAAGGACUUUUAUUCAGGACUCACAUCUUCAGCCGCACCUGCGAACCCACACAGGAGAACGCCCCUUCAAGUGUUCUCAAUGCCCGAUGACUUUUAAUCAAUCUUCUGGUCUAAGCGUGCACCUACGAACCCACACAGGUGAACAACCAUACAAGUGUUCCCAAUGCUUAAUGAGUUUUGCUUUUCAACCAAAUCUUAAGCGACACCUGCUAACGCAUACAGGAGAACGACCUUUUAAGUGUUCUUAUUGCUCAAACAGCUAUGCCCAAAAAUCGACUCUUUCGUUUCACUUGCGAACCCACACAAAUGAAAAACCAUUUAAGUGUACUCAGUGCACAAAAACUUUCAGAGGGAAAUCGGCUCUAGCCAUUCACUUGCGAACCCACACUGGAGAACGACCCUUCAAGUGUUCCCAAUGUUCGAAGGCUUUUGCAUUUCAUCCAAACCUUAAGCGACACAUGCAAACGCAUGACGGAAAACGAUAUUUCCAGUGUACCCACUGUCCAAAGACCUUAUCUCGGAAAUCUACUUUGCAGGAACACUUACGAACCCACACAGGAGAACGGCCUUUCAAGUGUUCCCAAUGCCCAAAAUCGUUUAAACAGAAAUCAUCUCAUUACAUACACAUGCAAUUGCACAGCGAGGAGUAUAAGGGAAAAUUCAAGUGCUCCCAUUGCUCAAAGACGUUUGAUAGGAAUUGUUAUCUAACUCAACACUUGCUGACGCACUCGGGAAAACGGGAUUUCAAAUGUACCGAAUGCUCGAAAAGCUUUCGAACUAAACAUUAUCUACAGCGGCACAUGACAAGGCACACGGAAGUGUAGACGUUUAAAUGUUCUGAAUACUCGAGUAGUUCUCGAAAACGACACUAAAAGAUAGAUUUUUAUUUUCAUAUUUAAAGUUUAUAAAACAGCAGUGAAUUAAAGACAGCGAAUAUUUUUAUACUUAAAUAUAAUUUCAU